AUUUAUUUUUUAUAAUGAAAAAUGGAAUGCGUCUUCAGUAUUCACUUGCACUGACAAGUGAAAACAAGCCCUACUUAGCCCUUUCCGCCACUCCUCUUCUGCAUUUCCGCUGUUCCUCCGCCUUAGUCACCACCGUCGACAGCCUUCAACACUUUCAGGUGGAAGUAGAAUUGGCUACUGAUGGCAUAUUAUCAACGUGGGAGAAAUAUACUACGCCGGGUUGUACAAGAUGCUAACAGCAAGAGAUUGGACAGCUAUCUUCAUCCGUUGUUUUUCACCGGGCAAGGAAUCCGAUUUAGAAAAUUGGAAGUUAUUCUUACAACGAACGUGGAUAAGCUUGGUAAAGCUGGUGAAACGGUUAAGGUUGCUCCUGGUUACUUCCGCAAUUACCUUAUGCCUAAGCUACUUGCUGUUCCUAACAUUGAUAAGUUUGCCUAUCUCGUUAAGGAGCAGAGGAAGAUCUACCAACCUAUAGAGGAGGAGGAAGUUAAGGUAGUGAAAGAAAGUAAGGAAGAUUUGAUGAAAGAGUACAUCGCUGCAGCAAAACGGCUGGAUAAUGGAACAGUGGUUUUAAGAAGAUACUUUAAGGUUGACAAUGAACUGCGUGAACCUGUGACAAAAGAUGAGAUAAUUGCAGAGGUGGCUAGACAACUUUCUGUACAAGUUGAACCUGAAAACCUCCAUAUGCCAAAUCCUCUGUCGUCUUUGGGGGAGCAUGAGAUACCACUUCGCUUGCCAAAGACCAUCCCAAUGCCUCAAGGAAAGGUUAUGUGGACUCUCAAAGUUAAAGUUAGAAGAAAGUGAUCUGACCUGAUCUGAUCUGAUUUUCCUGUCUUAGCUUAGAUCCAAUUCAGACAAUUAUACAUGUUUGAAGAUAGUAUGGUAAUUUCUUUAGGUAACCUCUGCCAUCUAAGAAUUAGUAGUUUGAUUAGAUAUUUCUUCCAUUUGAACCUACUUCUUUUUUAGUAUAUGGCCUUAGAGUUGUAUUCAACAAAUCACAAAUCACCAAUAAUUGUUCUGUCA
This is a messenger RNA of Spinacia oleracea (spinach), 1023 nucleotides long. RefSeq lists its product as uncharacterized. Gene Ontology annotation, molecular function: structural constituent of ribosome. Gene Ontology annotation, cellular component: ribosome. The coding region runs from base 181 to 804 and encodes 207 amino acids. Gene Ontology annotation, biological process: translation. The record is from RefSeq and is a predicted model, not a curated record. Lineage: Eukaryota; Viridiplantae; Streptophyta; Magnoliopsida; Caryophyllales; Amaranthaceae. The transcript has 6 exons.